Molecule: messenger RNA, 2265 nt
Organism: Lithohypha guttulata
Lineage: Eukaryota; Fungi; Ascomycota; Eurotiomycetes; Chaetothyriales; Trichomeriaceae
Exons: 2
Coding region: 1-2265 (754 amino acids)
Cellular component (GO): cytoplasm
Molecular function (GO): protein binding
Source: RefSeq, a predicted model, not a curated record
AUGGAAUCCCUGCAGUCUCAGGAUGCGCAGCCUUUCGUGCGGCUGACUGUCCAACGUCGAAAACCAUCUGGCAGUGAGCCUAUACCAGCCUCUCCUCCGAAUCCUAGCACAACGAACCCAUCCUCAACCAGUGCCCUGGCCGCGGCCCUAUCUUUCGCAGGACUAAACUUCAAAUCUCAUAGUGUGAAGUCUGCACAAUUGACUCUGACACCCCACCAUCUUUUUGUACUCCUUUCGCGGAUUGAGGAGCUGGAUGUGGACAUUGGACCUAUGAAUGUACGCGUUGAAAGCAUACAUAACGAUUCGUCCCCUGCCAACUACGUUUCCUUUCUCCAGAGCCACAAUCCCUCCAAAGGUCGUAGUGAUGCAGAUUCCAUCCACUCUGUAUCGAGUGUGCGAAGUGUCAUGUCUAACAUGAGCGCUUUGUGGUCAGGUAUAGGUCUUUCUGCAGGCUCAAAGAGUGAAAAAGCACGUUUGGCCCUAGAACACGACCUCAAAUAUGUCUAUGGUGCAUUUACCAAACUGCCCUCACUCCGACUCACUCCUGACCAUCGAACCCCGCUAAUCAAGGGUUACGAACAGUUUCCCUUUGACACUGCCGUUCCUCUGUUUGCCUUCAAGAACGUCCAACAGCUGGAAAUUAUUGAUCUUGAUUUUCGAAGCUUUCAUGGCUGGGAUCGUUUGGCGGAACAACUUUGCCUACUCACAAUCAAACGAGGAAAUCUUGACGAUCCACUUGAUCUUCUCGAGAACAUUGUGCUUGACGAUGCCGAGAAGCGUAGACGAAGGUCGAAUCGUUGGCAAGGUACACCGUCAACACCCUCAUGGUCGAUGCCAUCGACCCCUCAAACAGAAUAUGCUGGUUCCCACUCAGAUCCAGGUUCGCCGCAACAAAAUAGCCCGGGCACCUCGCCACAGGUCAAUGACAAGAAAGGCGAGUACGUGACCGGAUCACCUCCACUGAAGUUGAAGAAUAGGAGUCAGACCUUUGUUGAAGGCACUUCUCCCAAACGGCCGACACCCAUGCGACCUGCAACCUCCUACCGUCACAAUCGAACAUAUUCCUACAAAGUCAAGCGAUCCGGUUCAGGUGGCUCGGGCGACCACACAACCACACCUUCUCGUUCUGAUGGAGUAGGCAAACCUAAUCCGAAUGUUUUGCCUGCCUCAAAGUGGCAGAGGCUCGUCUACUUGUCUUUGGCUGAUAAUGGUAUCACAUCGCUACCGCCACGAAGUAUUCAGGCUAUCGCACCAUCGCUAAGGUCGUUUAAUUUGUCCUCGAACCUCUUUACAGAAAUACCCGAAAGUCUAUCGACCUUGUCACGGCUCGUGUCACUGGACUUGUCUAAUUGCAUGCUCGAGUCUUUGAGGAACCUUACAGCUCACCCUCUGCCAGGUCUUGUCACACUAAAGUUGAAGUCCAAUCGACUACAGUCCCUGUCAGGUAUCGAGCAAUUGCUCUCCCUGGAAAAUCUAAACGUUCAGGACAAUAAAAUUUCCGACCCAGAUGAAGCUGCUCGCCUUACCCAGAUGUCUAAGUUCAAGAGAUUGUGGAUUAAGUACAACCCAUUAACCAAGGCUUUUCCUGACUACCGCGUUCGCAUACUAAGUCACUUCCGAAAAGUUCCAGGAUUUGUCGAUGAUGUGGUCAUCGAUGAGCAGCCUGCCACUUACACCGAGCGCAAGCAGCUGAUAGAGCGGGCUUCAAGUGUCAAACAACAUAUUCUCCACAGGGAGGAGGUCCCAGAAGCAAAGGUUGUCCUUGUCCAGGAGACGCCUGAUACAACAACCGUGGUGGAUGUUAAUAAGAGGUUAUUAAACAACACAAUACAGCGAACAUCUUCGAGUGCAUCGACAAGACCUAAAAGAAGUCAAAGGCGUCGCAUCGUUGAUCUUUCUGAGAACGAGUCUACGUCAGUACGGCAAUCUAUUCUUGAUACUGCAGGGACAACCAUGGAAAUACACCCAGCCCUAACGUCGCAAACAACGACACAUCUGACCGAACCGGCUUUACCAUUACCAUCACCAUACCCCGACACAAUCGAUAGUGACGCAGCUGAGGAGCACGACUACAAACUCAAGGUCGAGGAACUGCGUCUGAAAUUUGGCAAUACCUGGCUAAGUGCUCUUGACGAGCACAAGCAGGCUCACUGGCAGUCUGACAGUGAUUUGCCAACAUUGUCCUCGAUACAUCCGCCCCCACCACAACUACACCACUACCAGUCGAGUCCUUCUGUUGUCGGUGUUGGUGGAAUCAUGCUCUGA